AGUUCCCUAGCUCCAGCCGCCGUUGCUGCCUUCUGUGUAGUUGCAGCCACCACUGUCUCCCGCCAGCUCACUCCGGGGAAGGAGAACGCGCGCGAGCUCGGGCGUCCACGCCCCAGCCUUUCCCGGAGCCAUGAAUCCCAAUUGCGCCCGGUGCGGUAAGAUCGUGUACCCCACGGAGAAGGUGAACUGUCUGGAUAAGUUCUGGCAUAAAGCAUGCUUCCAUUGCGAGACCUGCAAGAUGACACUCAACAUGAAGAACUACAAGGGCUACGAGAAGAAACCCUACUGCAAUGCACACUACCCCAAGCAGUCUUUCACCAUGGUGGCUGACACCCCGGAAAACCUCCGUCUCAAGCAACAGAGCGAGCUCCAGAGUCAGGUACGCUAUAAGGAAGAGUUUGAGAAGAACAAGGGCAAAGGCUUCAGCGUGGUGGCAGACACACCCGAACUCCAGAGAAUCAAGAAGACCCAGGACCAGAUCAGUAAUAUAAAAUACCACGAGGAGUUUGAGAAGAGCCGCAUGGGCCCCAGCGGGGGCGAGGGCAUGGAGCCUGAGCGCCGAGAUUCCCAGGACAGCAGCAGCUACCGGCGGCCCCAGGAGCCGCAACAGCCUCACCACACCCCGACCAGCGCCCCAGUUUACCAGCAGCCCCAGCAGCAGCAGGCGGCCCCGUCCUAUGGUGGCUACAAGGAACCUGCAGCCCCAGUCUCCAUACAGCGCAGCGCCCCAGGCGGGGGCGGGAAGCGGUACCGUGCCGUCUACGACUACAGCGCUGCCGAUGAGGACGAGGUCUCCUUCCAGGAUGGGGACACCAUCGUGAACGUGCAGCAGAUCGACGACGGCUGGAUGUAUGGGACCGUGGAGCGCACCGGUGACACGGGGAUGCUGCCGGCCAACUAUGUCGAGGCCAUCUGAGCCCACGGGGCGCCACCUGCCCCACCAGUCUUCAGUGCAUUCCACAGCAUCGCAUCCGUCCUGGGCGUGACCUGUCCACCCGUCAGUGUCUUUGUUUUUUUAAAUCUGCGACAGCUUGUUUAUUCCCACCCUCCUCCAGCUUCUUUUGCCAACUGAAGCCUUGGUCUGCCACUUUCGCAGGCUCCUUCCUCUGACAGGUUUUCCUCUUGACCAACUUCUUGGUUUUCUCUCUGGAUGGAACAGGUGUGGACCUCUCAGGGGAAGCUGAGGCCCGUGAGACUGGUCUAGCAUGGGAGACCUGUCAGCUCCCAGGCCUCUGCCUUCUCUCUUUUCGGCCCCCUCAGAUUCUCCCAGCCACCUCCUCACAUACCCAAACAUUCCUGGGUGAGCCCCAGGACUCCCAGGGGAGGGGCUCCAUACAUUCCUGGGACUAGGACCCCACCGCCCUUGCCCUGGGAUGGUGUAGGUACCAGAGAGAAGGCUUUGCCUCUGCUUCUCAAAGGAGGGGCUGCUGGCCCUCUGUGGGUCCCCUCACCAACCUCUCCCCCGCUCAAGGACAACAAAGAAGGGUAAAGUUCCCGCUUUGGAGUUCAUUCAUCCUCCUCACACAUGUUCCUUCUUGCACUGUGAUUUUGCUCUCCUGUACACACAGACCCAGUAUGGAUGAGAAGCUCCCCAGGAAGUGUGUGGCUUGGGUCAAGUUCUGGCCUUUCUGACGUUUAGGGACAGCUGCAGGAAGGAAGGGGACAUGGUGUUCUCUCCCGCAGCCCUUUUUCCUCACUCCCACCCCCAACCUCCUGGGACCCUGGCUGGCCUCCUUGGCUGGAAGCCGUGCUCCUGAAAGGUGGGGCUAGGAAGCCUCAGGCCUCUUGGCCUUCGAGGCCCAGCCCCCGAGAGCUGGGCUGGGUGGGCCACUCCUCCCAGUUCCUCAUGGGAAGAUGUCUCUGGCUUUCUGUGGCCUCCUCCCCGGCCCGCCGCCGAGUGGACCAGAAUUGUGCAAAGCCACAGCCUCUAUCUCCAGAAUUUAGCAUGUGGGGGAAGGAGCAUGUAUGUGUGUAGGUGUCUGUGACAGGCUAGUGUGAGCAUGAGUGUGAGAAAUGGGGCAGUGUGCGGCCUGCUGGAGUCUCGAGGCUUACGUGAGGGUAUGCAGAGCUAUCUUCCUCUGAUACUUUCUUCAAAACCCACAGUGAGAGGGGAGGGCCCUGGGGGAAAGACGUUCCUUAGGUUUUCUUUGGAGUGAAAAUUCUUCAUUUCCUUCUAUCCCCAAAUAGAGGAAGCCCACCCACCCCGUUUUGCAGUGUCCAGAGGACUGGUGGCGGCUGAUAUUAUAGCCUGCUGGGGUAGGGAUGGUGGAAGCCUUCAUGGCUCCAGUCAUAUUCUCUUCCCUCAUUUCUGUCCUGGGCUGCACAGUAGGCGCCAACGGACCCAAUGACAUUCACGCUAUGGAUGCCUCAUUCUGGGGGACUCUUCCUCUAGGCCUUCCCCUUGCUUACCUAAAGCCCCCUUGAAGCAUUGGGAGAGGGUUCCAGGGCUACAAAACUGGAAGCACAGACCCCGGGAUAAGGAAAGGAAAGACGGUGCUAUCUCCAAGUCCUUUCUGUCCCUCAAUGGGGGCUGUGACAAUCCUUCCCUGGCUUUACUCAUCUCUGGGCUUUCUCAUCACCCUCUGGGUCACCCCUCCCAUCUUUACCUUGAGUCAACUCAGGCCCCACAGUUGACAUCUUUGCAUCCUUGUCACGUACAAGGCGGGUGGUGGUGGGGAAGGCCUGCAGGCAGGCAGCAAUCAAGUUCUCACUGCUUGCGAGUUAAAUUGGGAACAUUUACCCCUAAUCAGAGAGCUGAGGAAAAUGGCUGUGGGGGAGGAGCCACUGCCUUUUCCAGUCCCUUUUCCUGCUUGGCGCCAGCCAAUCUGAGUGCAGGUGGAGGAUCUCAUAUUGGGGGAUGAGGGAGCAACUUGGGGAGCCCUGGGGGCAGGCGUUGGUCCAUUCUGCUUCCUCUUGAUCUCAAAGCACAACAUUGAUUCUGGGGCCAAAGGUCAGAGACACAUCCUGUCGGAGGACCUGCGGUUGGCAGGGUGGUGAGAGGACGGGAGGAGGGCCUGAGAAGCAAGAAACAGCCUUUUCACUCCGCUUGAGUUUCCUUCCAAAAUAAGGCAAGCCAGCCACUGGAAUCCUGCUGCCGGGCCCUCUGCUCCUCCCAUCCUAAAAAUAGGGGACCUUUUCUUACCUCCAGAGAGAGGAGGGACUAUCACACUGGUGCUGAGGGACCCAGGGGCUUCUGGGAGUCCUUGUUCCUCUCCAGAACCUCUAUUUCCUAGAAGAGCACAGAACCUGAGAGCAGGGCCGAGUCCCUGGUCUUUUCUUACAGUUCACAGAGGUCUUUUAGCCAAUCUAAUCCGAGGAGAGAAGAUACAGCAGAGCUAGAAUGUGAAUAUAACAUUAGUGGACCAAUAAUAAAAUGCAAGAAGCCCAAUGGUGAGAAAAGUGAAUUCUCUCAACAAUGCUUUGUUUUCUUCCUCAUGUCCCUCCAGGGAAAACUAUUGCUUAAUUUUUGCCUUUUUCCCCCCUCACAUAUGCACUUUUGGGCCUUUUUUUUUUUAAUAGCUGGAAAAAAUAUAUACCACCCCACAAACCUGUAUUUAAAAAGAAACAGAAAUGACCAUGUGAAAUUUGCCUCUGUCCAAACAUUUCAUCUGUGUGUGUGAAGCAGUCAUUCAUCUUUUUAUAUGGGGUGGUUGUCUCUUGGUCUGUUUGGUCCCCUCCCUCGUGGGCUUGUGCUUGGGAUCAAAUCUUUCUGGCCUGUUAUGAUUCUGAACAUUUAACUUGGACCACAAGUGAAUCUUUCUGGUGACUCAAAUAAAAGUAUAAUUUUUACCUGCGGA
This is a messenger RNA of Rhinolophus ferrumequinum (greater horseshoe bat), 3797 nucleotides long. It is a transcript of the gene LASP1, whose product is annotated as LIM and SH3 protein 1. Gene Ontology annotation, cellular component: focal adhesion. The record is from RefSeq and is a predicted model, not a curated record. Bases 131 to 916 code for a protein of 261 amino acids. NCBI's taxonomy places the organism in Eukaryota, Metazoa, Chordata, Mammalia, Chiroptera, Rhinolophidae. Gene Ontology annotation, molecular function: actin filament binding. The transcript has 7 exons.